This is a messenger RNA of Phaedon cochleariae (mustard beetle), 2268 nucleotides long. NCBI's taxonomy places the organism in Eukaryota, Metazoa, Arthropoda, Insecta, Coleoptera, Chrysomelidae. The record is from the annotation of a GenBank genome assembly.
AUAUGUUUUCUCGUUGACAAUGUCUUGUUAGACAUUCUUUUUAGGGAGAAAGUUGCGUUGACUAUCACACUAAAAUGCCAUUUAUAUGGUAGCAUGGUUUUUGGACACAGUAUAAAUACUGCAAAAAUCCUAUUGACUCAAUCAGACUUGCAACCUGAUAUGAUAUAUUCUCCAUUAAACGAAAUAAUCCCAGAAACAUAGUGGAAAUAAUCCUAUAAAAAGCUAAUGCCCUACUUUGAAGGGUUUCAACUGAACCAUUUUCAGCCAGUAUAUCUUGUAACUCCACUCGCAAUGGAAGACGGUGAAUACGAUAAUCUGGAAUAUAAACACUCCAAUGAGGAUCAUGGAAUGGAUAUGGACGAUCUACUUCCCCAAGUGGGCGAAUUUGGAACCUACCAGAAACUCAUGCUGUGGUUGGUAUGUCUUCCAGCUUGCUUUCCUUGCGGAUUCGGUGCCUUCAACCAGCUUUUCAUGGCAGACGUUCCAGACCACUGGUGCAACAUACCAGAACUACAAAACUUUCUCCCAGAAAUUACCAAGAAUGUAUCCAUACCUUUCGAGGACAAUGGUUUCUCAAGGUGUAGUAGAUACGUAGUGAAUUGGUCGAGACUUAUAGAAGACUCGGGUGGUACAAUAGAGGGCGUUGAGGUGAACAGCUCAUGGUCAAUUGAAGGAUGCCUGGAAGGCUGGGUGUAUGACAGAAGCAAAGUUGUUUCUAGUAUCGUUAUAGACUUCGACCUGGUUUGUGACAAAGACAUUUACCCAACGUUAGGCCUGGUAGCUCUGAACGUAGGCGGUCCCAUAGGAGUCUACACUUUCGGAAGGUUGAAUGAUACCAUCGGUCGAAAGAAGUCGUUUUUCUUAUGCCUCACUACCCUUUUAAUAGGUGGCAUACUGACGGUGACUGCCCAAAAUUUUUGGUGGUGGGCAGGUAGUCGAGUAGUUGUCGGGCUGACAAUACCCGCCAUGUACCAAAUACCUUUCAUCAUUUCUCUGGAACUUGUUGGUCCCAACUAUCGAUCUUUCGUCACUGUGCUAACAUGUAUGUUCUAUACAGUAGGUCUGAUGAUGCUGUCCGGCAUAACCUACUUGAUACGGGACUGGGUCCACUUGGGCUUAGCCACGUCCUUACCGUUCCUCCUCUAUUAUUUCUACUGGUUUUGGUUGCCAGAGAGUCCUAGGUGGCUGUUAGCCAAAGGUCGUUUCGAAGAAGCCUCGAAGAUUCUAGAAACGCUAGCGAGAGUUAACCAAAAAGCCUUGCCGGAUAGCUUCAAGCAACAGCUAAAGAGGAAAAUCAUGUACAAACCGAGUAAGAGUGAAGAGGAAGCAUUGAAAAAGAGUCCAGGCUGUUUCGAGCUGUGCGGUACCCCUAAUAUGAGACUGAAAACCACUUUGAUAACGCUAAACUGGUUCGCCAACGAGACGGUAUACGUAGGUUUGAGCUACUAUGGACCUUCCCUUGGCAGCAACGAACACCUCAGUUUCCUUUUGUCUUCUGCAGUGGAAAUUCCCACGUAUCUAGCGUGUUGGUUGGUCAUGGACAGAUGGGGAAGACGAUGGCCUAUAUGUACGUGUAUGUUGAUUUGUGGAGCGUGUUGCCUAGCAACUGCUACGAUUCCCGAUGAUGCUGUUGGAAUAACCUUGGUGCUUUUCUUGGUAUCCAAGUCUGCAAUAUCAGCAUCUUUUCUUAUUAUUUAUCCAUUUGCUGGUGAGCUUUAUCCCACUCAGCUGAGAGGUGUAGGAAUCGGUACAUCUGCUUACAUUGCAGGUCUAGGACUCAUCAUAAUACCUUUCAUCACGUAUCUCGGUUCAGAAAUGUUGAUAUUACCAUUGAUUAUCAUGGGUGUUAUAUCGAUUUUGGGUGGUUUGACUGGUCUCAGACUUCCUGAGACAUUGCAUCAUAAAUUACCUCAAACUGUUGAAGAGGGGGAAGCAUUCGGCAGAGAUUUCAAUUUGACAGAUUGCUUACGGUGCAUACCUUUGAGGCCUGAAACAUCCGUUGUUAGUUCCUAUGAGGAUUUGGAGUUGACACCUGUCAAAGUAACGCCACAUGAGGAAACUCCUUUCGAACCGAAAAUGCCGAGGAGAUCGACGAUGAGGAAAUUGGUACGGCAACAAAGUACCAUGGAUACACAGAGAGGUUCAAACGGUACGAUGCAAAUGACGUAUUGGUUUUAAGUUAUUGUGUUGUAUAUGUAUAGUAAUAUAUACGAUUAUUUGUAAAAUACCUUAUUAUUGAAUGAAGUUUCAUCACUACUUGUACACCUA